This is a messenger RNA of Harmonia axyridis, 2061 nucleotides long. RefSeq lists its product as uncharacterized. Bases 1 to 2061 code for a protein of 686 amino acids. The record is from RefSeq and is a predicted model, not a curated record. Lineage: Eukaryota; Metazoa; Arthropoda; Insecta; Coleoptera; Coccinellidae. The transcript is spliced from 7 exons.
AUGAAUGGUAGGUACAUCUACAUCACCAUCUUCUUUCCAAUACUAAAGAAUGCUGAGGCGCUGCAAGAAUUAGUUCCUGCUUUUAAUAAUCCAAAGGGGUGCGGCGCUAGGUUACAAGUCGUGUGGUUGAGGGAAAGUAGUUGUCUCAGUUCGUCUACUAGACGAGAGAGGGCCUCUGACCGCCAUGGCGACGAGGAUGACGUCAUCGAUAGUUUACAAGUUACUGAAAUUUUCUUUACGGUAGUAGUUGAAAUGGCAGCCAUAGGUCAUUUACGGGAGUUCAAUGUUAGUGUUUCUGACUGGACAAUCUACAAAGUGCAGUUAACGAACUACUUCGCAGCAAACAACAUAACCGAUCCCGCAAUAAAAAGGGCAAUAUUUCUAAACUGUUGCAGCGAAAGCAGUUUUCAGCUUUUGAACAGUUUGUGUAUCCCGGAUACUCCACAAGAUAAAGACUUCGAUAAUUUACUGAAGUACUUCGAUACAUACUUCGCUCCGGCGAAAUUAGUUUUUCCAGAAAGACAGAAAUUCUAUAAUUGUUCUAAAGCCAAAGAAGAAUCUGUUCAAGAAUGGGCUGCUCGUGUUAGACAACUGGCUUCCAGAUGCAAUUUCAAAACGGCCGAAUUAUCCACCAUUUUGAGAGAUAAAUUCAUAAUGGGGUUUGAAAAGGGGCCUAUAAUGGACAGGCUAUUCGAAGAAGACGAAACAAAACUCACUUUUGAAAUGGCAAUUGAAGUAGCAUGCAGAAAAGAGGCUACAUGCAAGACUGAAGUGGCUUUUGGAAAUGUGAAGAAAGAGGAGAUGGAGAUGUACUAUUCGAAGACGAAACUUGGACCUGAAUUUCCUGAGAAGAAAUCGAAUCAUGGUUAUGAAAGAAAACUUUUCGAGAAGAAACGGACAACGGAAUGUGAUGUGUGCGAGGGUUCUAUACCGAAAUUUUUUAAGCCUAGACCAAUAGCUUUUGCUCUGAAAGAAAAAGUGGAAAAGGAGAUAGAUAGAUUGGUUGAAGAAAAUAUACUAACACCUGUUGAUUAUAGCGAUUAUGCUACUCCCAUUGUGCCUGUGUUGAAAAGUAAUGGGUCAGUUAGAAUAUGUGGAGACUAUAGUGUAACUUUAAAUCCAAAUUUGGAAAUUGAUAAAUUUCCUUUGCCCAGAAUAGAAGAACUGUUCACUAAAUUGCAGGGUGGUACUAUUUUUACCAAAAUAGAUUUGUCUAGUGCAUUUCAGCAGGUCGAAUUAGAUGAUGAAAGUAAAAAACUCACCACCAUCAGUACUCAUAGGGGUUUGUUUUUUUAUAAUAGGUUACCGUUUGGCAUUCAUUCUGGUCCUUCGAAAUUUCAAAAAAUUAUGGAAAAAGUGCUGGUGGGUUUUGAAGAUGUGACAUGUUUUCAAGACGAUAUAUUAAUUUCGAGUAAAGAUAUUAAAGAACACAUCGAUAAAGUUCGAAGUGUUCUCCAUAAGAUGUCCGAAUGUGGUUUAACAGUUGAGAAAAAUAAAAACGGUUUGCAUAAGAGUAAAGAGAAAAUUGAUGCCAUUCUGAAGGUGCCAUAUCCUCAAAAUGUGACGCAAUUGAAGUCCUUUUUAGGAAUGGUCAAUUAUUAUAACCGUUUUAUACCAAAUGCUUCAUCAUUACUCAAACCACUUUAUAAAUUGUUACAGAAAAAUAGUUCAUGGAAGUUUGAUACUGCUUGUGUACAUAGUUUUGAGACUGUCAAAAGAGUUCUUGGUUCAGAAACCAUUUUAGUUCAUUUUAAUAGUCAACAAACUGUUCAUUUAUUUGUUGACGCUUCUCAAUAUGGUUUAGGUGCAGUCAUAAUGCAUAUUAUUGAAGGUAGUUUUAGACCGAUAGCAUACGCUUCUAGGACUCUAUCACAAAAUGAUGAAAAUGGUGAUAAAAGUAACACAUUAUUAAUAAGUUUCAUCCAAAACAAUGGGGAAAUACCCAUCGACUUCAAUUUAAUAUCGAAGCACACAUUAGAUGAUGCGCUUUUACGUAAAGAUUUCGCUGUGUCGAAAAUUUUAAGGGGAAGAUAUGUGAUGUAUACGAACGAUAUACAUUAA